Saccoglossus kowalevskii is the source of this 1992-nucleotide messenger RNA. Its product is annotated as organic cation transporter protein-like. Gene Ontology annotation, cellular component: membrane. Gene Ontology annotation, biological process: transmembrane transport. Lineage: Eukaryota; Metazoa; Hemichordata; Enteropneusta; Harrimaniidae. Gene Ontology annotation, molecular function: transmembrane transporter activity. The record is from RefSeq and is a predicted model, not a curated record.
AUGGUCAUUUCUGCUUGUGAAUAUUUGGUAUGUGUACGCUGUUCAGCGAAAAAGGAGACAAGCGUGGCAUGGAACGCAGUCGAUGAAACAGCUGUGUCGAGUGGACGGUCGGCUUUGCGAUCAAUCGGUCUACGUCUCGGUAUGGAUUUUGACCAUGUCUUACGUUCACUGGGAGAGUUCGGGCGCUACCAGAAGUACCUCUACUCCAUGCUCUGCUGUAUGCUUCUGCCCUCCUGUUUCAUCGUUUUAGGACAAGUGUUCACGAUCGCCGACGUACCGCAUCGCUGUCGCGUGUCAGAGUUUGACGGCGGCGGCGGCGACGACCAGAGCAUAACCCUCGCCGCCGGGGACGACGGCGUGUACAACGACACGUACCUCUACGUACCGUUUGAAAAUAAUGACAAGAUUUGCACACCCAGUAGCUGUUAUCGAUAUUACAUUAAUGCCAGUCUCGCCGAUUUGCCGGUUAAUUUGAAUUUGACAGCGUCGUCAUCACCAUGUUCUUUUCCAAGGCAAUUACCAAUUACUGCGUGCGACGAAGGAUGGGUGUACUACUAUGGGAAUGACAAUGUCCGCUCAUCCGUUGUAACUGAGUGGGAUCUUGUGUGCGACAGAGCAUGGCUACGUGAAAUGGCCAGGUCGUCAGUCUACGCCGGCAGUCUUGUGGGUUCGCUUAUACUAAGCCCUCUUUCAGAUAAAUUUGGUCGUCGUCCGGUGAUUUUUAUCGGUCUUCUUGUAAACGUAUUCGCCGGCAUCGGCUCAGCUCUCUCGCCGUUCUUCCAAGUCUUCGUUGCCUUUCAGUUCGUCAGUGGGAUAACGUUUUGUAGUGUUUUCACAACAUCGUAUAUUUACGUCCAGGAAUGGGUUGGUCCGUCUACGCGAUCAUUUGUAGGCUGUACUAUAAGUCUGUCUCAUGUUCUAUCAAUGUUCGUGUUGGCUGCAAUCUCGUAUUUUGUUUUAGAAUGGAGGGCGCUACAACUGCUUAUCAGCAUACCACAGAGUACAAUUCUUGCCUAUUGGUGGUUCGUUCCAGAGUCGCCGCGAUGGUUGAUAUCACAGGGGAGAGUCAAAGAAGCCGAGGUCAUUAUUAUGAAAGCCGCUAGAAUCAAUAAAUCUGAUCUCUGUCCAUUGCUACCUAUGCAAGGUUCUUGGAAAGUCGAGCUGGAGACGACGAAGAAGUCUGUGGUCGACGAACAAAGAUACACUGUGUUCGAUUUAUUUCGUACAGCUACGCUCAGGAAAGUCACCUUAAACGUCUUUUUUCAAUGGAUUGCAGCUUGUAUGGUGUACUACGGUCUCACUUUGAACAUUGAACUACUUCCGGGUAAUCCGUACCUCAACUUCUGUCUUUCCGGUUUGGUUGAGAUACCGGCCAACCUGUUCUCCAUGGUGCUGAUGGAACGACUGGGAAGACCAAAAGCGUUGUGCCUUUAUUUCACCACAGCUGGUGUUGGCUGUAUUGCAUCUGCCUUAGUACCAAAAGUUACUCUCAUCCUUAGAAUUGUGUCCACUUCGCUGGCAGUACUUGGCAAGCUUGGGGCCACUGCAGCGUUUUAUUCUUCAUGGGUAUACGCCACGGAGUUAUUUCCGACUGUUCUCAGGAACACUGGCGUGGGUGCAGCUGUAUGUAUAGCCCGCUUCGGUGGCUUCUCAGUACCAUUUGUGUCUCUGCUGUCCAAGUAUUGGAAACCCAGCGUAUUUAUAGUGUAUGGCGGUGUGUCUGUAUUCGCUGGUCUCCUUGUACUAUUUCUACCUGAAACCAAGAAUAAGCACCUCCCAACAACCAUCCAAGAUGUUGACAAAUUUGUUAGUUUCAGAAAGAAGAGACGAAGAAAGAAACGAAGGAAAAUUAUAUUUGCUACAGAUAAUUAUACUGACGACUUUUCUCAUUAUAAACAAAAUAUGCCACUUAAGACUUUAUCAAAUCAGAAAAAAGCCGAAGCCGAAUUUUUUAAUUUUGAUGACAAAUUAUUGGCCGAGUCCAACCUCUGA